AUGGCCUCAGCAAGAACAGAGCACUACACUAUUGGCCUCCGCCGAGGAAACAGCUUUAAGCCGAGUGGGCCCUCAGGCACAGUGCCUACCCCGCCACCUGAGAAACCCUCUGAGGGCAAAGUCUGGGCUCAGGGUCAUCAGCAGGUGAAGCCAAUCUGGAAGGUGGAGAAGGAGCACGUGGAAACACUUUCAGCAGGGUUGGGCCCAGGCCUCUUGGUCCCAACGCAGCCCGCGUACUUCUUUUGCCCCAGCACUUUAUGUAGCUCCGGGAGCACGGCUGUCAUCGCAGGCCACAGCAACUCCUGUUACCUGCACUCCCUCCCAGACCUGUUCAGCAGCACCCUGCUCUACCGCCGCUCCAACUACGGCCACAGACCAUACCAGCAGCUGGAGUCUUUCUGCUUGCGUUCAAGCCCGUCAGAAAAAAGACCUGUUUCUCUCCCUCACAAGAGACUCCCUAUCAGACUCACUGCCAAUAAGGCCACUUCUUCCAAGGUCUCCCCCAUGGCAUCCUCAUCCACAGAACCAUACCUCUCACUGGGAGCGGCUGGGGAAAAUCCUUCAGGGAAGAGCCUGGCCUCUGCCAUCUCAGGGAAGACCCCGUCUCCACUCUCCUCUUCUUCCUCUUCCUACAAGCCCAUGCUAAAUAACAACUCCUUCAUGCGGCCAAAUAGCACUAAAGUGCCUUUAUUGCAGGCCACAGAAGGCCUGAAGCCAGUGUCCUCACCGAAGGUCCAGCUUGUCUCCUGGCAUCAUUCAGGGGGCACUGGAGACUGUGCACUCCAGCCUGUUGAGCACAAGGUGCCUGAGAGCAGUGGCACUGUCCUAGAUGAUGACCCUUCCCACAGCACCCUGUCUACCCCCAGUUCCUUAGACGCUUCCACCACCAGUGCUGCCUCUCCCCACUACAACUGGAGUAACUUAGCCACAGGGGCAGAGCCACAUCCCUGUGGCCUGGAUGGGGACUCUGUUUCCCAGAAUCUGACUAAGGAGGUUGGGUUCACUGAGGCUGUGAGGAAGUUGACUGCAAGAGGCUUUGAGGAGAAGCCAAGGCAAGGCUACCAUUUUGAACAGUCUUAUUUCAUGAACCCCAGCUUGCAGUGGGAUGUCCUCAACACGAACAGGUGGUGGAAACCAGCUGUGGUAGGCCAGAAGCUCCCUCAGGAGAAUGCUGGAGCAGACAGUAGGGUCCUCCCUGGAGCCUCGGACACCGUGGAGCUGGACAGUACAGUCUUCUGUACCAAACGCAUCAGCAUUCACCUCCUUGCCUCACACGCCAGUGGGCUCAGCUGCAGCCCUGCCUGUGGAUCUGCGAUCGACUCCCCACCUCUUGGAGAAGACAAAACUCCAGCUCUGCCUUCUCCCCCUCAGCCCCUUGGCGUGGCCGAGGUGGCCACCCGCCUCUCUUCCAUCCAUCUGAGCAAGCUUGGGAGGGAGGAGCCUAAGGAAGCCAGGAAGCUGGACUCACCUGCUAGGGAUAUUGGUUCAGCUACUGACCUCCAGCUAGACCAGGUUGAAGCUGAAGAUCUGGAAGAAGAGCUAAUAGAUGGUUUGGAAGACUGCUGCAACCAUGAUGAGAAUGAAGAGGAGGAGGGAGACUCAGAGUGCUCCUCAUGCAGUGCUGUUUCCCCCAGCGAGUCAGUAGCAGUGAUCUCUCGGAACUGUAUGGAGAUUCUGACCAAACCCCUUUCCAAUGAGAAAGUUGUCCGACCAGCCCUCAUCUACAGUCUCUUUCCCAACGUGCCCCCUACCAUCUAUUUUGGCACUCCGGAUGAGAGAGUGGAGAAACUUCCCUGGGAGCAGAGGAAGCUGCUCCGGUGGAAGAUGAGCACAGUGACCCCCAACAUUGUCAAGCAGACCAUUGGACGGUCCCACUUCAAAAUCAGCAAGAGGAAUGAUGACUGGCUGGGCUGCUGGGGUCACCACAUGAAGUCUCCUAGUUUCCGAUCCAUUCAGGAGCAUCAGAAGCUAAACCACUUCCCAGGUUCAUUCCAGAUUGGGCGAAAGGACCGACUGUGGCGGAACCUGUCCCGCAUGCAGAGCCGGUUUGGCAAGAAGGAGUUCAGUUUCUUCCCCCAGUCCUUCAUCCUGCCCCAGGAUGCCAAGCUUCUGCGCAAAGCCUGGGAGAGCAGCAGCCGCCAAAAGUGGAUUGUUAAACCACCAGCAUCUGCUCGAGGCAUUGGCAUCCAGGUCAUUCACAAGUGGAGUCAGCUCCCCAAGCGAAGACCCCUUCUGGUACAGAGGUAUCUCCACAAACCCUACCUCAUCAGCGGCAGCAAGUUCGAUCUGCGAAUCUAUGUUUACGUCACCUCCUAUGAUCCUCUACGGAUUUACCUCUUUUCAGAUGGACUCGUCCGCUUUGCCAGUUGCAAAUAUUCCCCUUCCAUGAAGAGCCUUGGCAACAAGUUCAUGCACCUGACCAACUACAGUGUCAAUAAAAAGAAUGCCGAGUACCAGGCUAAUGAAGAUGAAACGGCCUGCCAGGGCCACAAAUGGGCACUGAAGGCUUUAUGGAGCUACCUGAGCCAGAAGGGAGUCAACAGUGAUGCCAUCUGGGAGAAGAUAAAGGACGUUGUCGUCAAAACGAUCAUCUCGUCAGAACCCUAUGUGACCAGCCUGCUGAAGAUGUACGUGCGGCGGCCCUACAGCUGCCACGAGCUCUUCGGUUUCGACAUCAUGCUGGAUGAGAACCUCAAGCCCUGGGUCCUGGAAGUCAACAUCUCUCCAAGCCUCCACUCCAACUCUUCACUGGACAUCAGCAUCAAAGGCCAGAUGAUCCGUGACCUUCUGAAUCUGGCGGGCUUUGUUCUGCCCAGCGCAGAGGAUAUCGCUUCCAGCUCCAGCAGCUCCAGCAGCUCCACCACCAGCCUGCCCAGCUCCCCCAGGGGCAGAUGUCGAAUGGCCCCAGAGUACUUCACUGCACAGAAGAUGAAGAAAGCCUAUUACCUGACCCAGAAAAUUCCUGAUCAGGACUUCUAUUCAUCUGUGCUGGAUGUCCUGACGCCAGAUGAUGUUCGGGUUCUGGUUGAGAUGGAGGAUGAGUUUUCUCGCCGUGGUCAAUUUGAACGAAUUUUUCCUUCUCGAAUCUCUUCUCGCUAUCUCCGCUUUUUUGAGCAGCCACGAUAUUUCAACAUUCUCACCACCCAGUGGGAACAGAAGUACCAUGGCAACAAGCUCAAAGGAGUAGAUCUGCUUCGGAGUUGGUGCUACAAAGGGUUCCACACAGGAGCCAUCUCUGAUUCUGCUCCAGUGUGGACUCUCCCGACAUCAAUUCUGACUGUCCCAAAGGGUGAUAUGACACUCAAUGAUUUCUGCAAAUCGGAGACUGGCAAGCUGGGAAAACAUGGCUCCUCCAAGGGAAGCAUACCACUCUCUGGAGAUGUGACCAUGCCCAAGCCCACGAAGACCCAAGCUGGCCUUUCCCCUUUCCCCAGGAAACCCAGUUCCUCAAAGGACAGUGAGGACACCAGCAAAGAGCCCAGCCUCUCCACCCAGACGUUACCCUUGAUCAAGUACUCUGGGCAGACUUCGAGGCUUUCUGCCUCCCCCACCUCCCAGUCAGCUGGUGACCCCCUCCUGGCUGCUGUGAGCCUGUGAUGGGCCUGUCUCCACCAGCCCCUGCCCAGGCGCACCAGCAUUAGCUACCUCAUGGGAACCGGCCAACCGGCCAGCCUGAGCUCCCACCCCUCCACCUGGCCCCUCCUCAGAGUAUUUUUUGAAGUGGCUGAGUUGUAGAGGGCGUGUCUGGCGGACUGGAGGGGGGGUGGGGAGGGGAACAAGGUGAGGAAGGUUCACUGGCUGGCACCUCAUAUCUCAGUGGAGAAGCCAAUGAUGGCCACUCAGCCUUAUAAAGCAGGGUUUGGUUU
Molecule: messenger RNA, 3866 nt
Organism: Lipotes vexillifer (Yangtze River dolphin)
Lineage: Eukaryota; Metazoa; Chordata; Mammalia; Artiodactyla; Lipotidae
Gene: TTLL4
Product: tubulin tyrosine ligase like 4
Biological process (GO): microtubule cytoskeleton organization; protein polyglutamylation
Cellular component (GO): ciliary basal body
Molecular function (GO): tubulin binding; tubulin-glutamic acid ligase activity
Source: RefSeq, a predicted model, not a curated record